AUGUUGUGCUCGGUGAUGGUUCGUUUGGUAGGUUCAGUCUCCAGUAGAAUACCGAUCACACAAAACUCAUGUUUACACUCACGGCGGUUGUUGACUUCACGUCCUUCUACAAGAACUAGCAAUAAUGGUGUUGCUGCAACGACAACAUGUGUUUUAAGACGUGGUUCAUCUUCUAUUCACACCUUUAAGGCGAAGGCCAUGAGGAGGGAAGAAGGCGAACGAAGAUUCCCACCACAGCAUCAGGAUGGUCAACCUGGAAAAGAGUACCUAAUGGACCCUCUUCCAAUAUUCAGCGAUCCUAAUUACCAGCCCACUAACAAACUCCAAGGAAAGGUGGCUUUGGUGAUAGGAGGGGAUUCGGGUAUUGGGAGGGCUGUUUGUGUUGAAUGUGAAGCCACAAUUGUUGAAUGUGAAGUUUUUUCAAAGGUUGGCUGA
This is a messenger RNA of Lactuca virosa, 435 nucleotides long. Lineage: Eukaryota; Viridiplantae; Streptophyta; Magnoliopsida; Asterales; Asteraceae. The record is from the annotation of a GenBank genome assembly.